AUGGCUUCUGCUGAGCAACGGCGUCGACAAAUGCUCAUGGAACAGGAAAGGAAAGACCGCGAAUUGGCUGAAAGAUUAGCUCAGGAGGAGUGGCAAACUCCACCACGACCAACACGUCGAAACAAUCGAGGUACAGCCGAUGAAGCUUCACCGGCUUCAUCGACAAGAGGACGGGGUCGUGGUCGUGGAAGGGGACGUCCAUCGCGAACGAAUCAACGAGCCAGAACCAGUCCGAGUCCCAGUACCGAUAGUGAUGGAAGUUCAGUGAGAAUUGUGCCAACGCCUCCUGGACGACAAUUAAGGAUAAUGACGCCUCCUAGACGAAUGCAAGCUAGAAGAGGACCCUCGCCUCCUAGACAAGCCAGGAUGGACUCCAGAGGGCAAUAUGCGCCUCCUCAUAGACGACAAUUAGCCACGGUGGCAGCUAGAGAACGUGGAAGUGUUCGUGGAAGGGGAAGGGGACGUCCCUCGCGAACGAAUCGACGAGCCAGAACCAGUCCGAGUCCCAGUACAGAUAGUGAUGGAAGUUCAGUGAGAAUUGUGCCAACGCCUCCUGAACGACAGCUAAGGGUAACGACGCCUCCUAGACGAAUGCAAGCUAGAAGAGGAUCCUCGCCUCCUAGACGAGCCAGGAUGGACGCCAGAGGGCAAUAUGCGCCUCCUUAUAGACGACCAGUAGCCGCGAUUAGGAUCGCUAGAAGAGGAUCGUCGACAGCGAAUCCUAGACCACGCGUAGCCAGGAUGGAUCCGUUCCAUAGAGCGCCUCUGGCGUCGAGUGACGAUGACAGCGAAGAGGAUAACGACAAUGAACACGUUUCGUCGCCGGCAAUCAGUGCGAGCUACAUCCGUAGCUUGUUGAAUCCGUUACUUCGUCGAAACGCGCUCCACGAAUUCGCGCGAACCGCCAUGGACUUUUCGGAUACAGAUUCAAACGAUGGAGAUUAUGACGAUGACGAUGAUGACGUGUCGAUGGGUUCCGUUGAAGAUGACGAUGACGAUGACAUAAGGAUACUCGAUGAUAUCGGACCUGUCCGUGCCGAGGAGAACAAUAUUCGUCAGCCGAUAUUCGAGGAGGACCGCGACAUGUACAGCCGUGAGCUCGAUCUGUAUCACGACGAGGAUGAGUACCAGGUGCCUCCGCCAAGAGUUGUCCAGGGCAGAGGAAAAGCAGCUGAGCCAGAUCCGACUUGGGGAGAUUGCACAAUGUGCUCAUCGACACCUACGAAGCCACAAGGAUGCAAGAAAUGUUUGCAAUUUCUUGGAUGUGCAGACUGCGUCCGACGCUGGCACGGAGCCCGCCAAAGCAGUUUCGAUAGACCGAAUUGCCCACUUUGCCGUGCUCCAUGGAAUGGUGACACUCCGGGUGUCCUUCUGAUGCCAACCAUUGAGAAGCAUCGCUUAAAGAAUGCCGCCAAGGCUUCUUCUUCUUCUUCCUCAGGUCCAUCUACUUCUGCUGGUCCAUCUUCUUCUUCUUGA
Molecule: messenger RNA, 1476 nt
Organism: Caenorhabditis remanei
Lineage: Eukaryota; Metazoa; Nematoda; Chromadorea; Rhabditida; Rhabditidae
Exons: 4
Coding region: 1-1476 (491 amino acids)
Source: RefSeq, a predicted model, not a curated record